AUGCCACCACCAAGCAAAGCCGAUAAGAAGGCUACACUUGAUGCAGCUGCAUGGAUGUUCAAUGUAGUCACUUCAGUUGGGAUCAUAAUUGUUAAUAAGGCCUUAAUGGCUACUUAUGGCUUCAGCUUUGCUACAACAUUGACUGGUUUGCAUUUUGCUACCACAACCUUGAUGACGGCUGUUCUAAGGUGGUUGGGUUACAUCCAACCUUCUCAUCUACCUUUACCAGAGCUUCUAAAGUUUAUCAUAUUUGCAAAUUUUUCUAUAGUAGGAAUGAAUGUCAGCUUAAUGUGGAAUUCAGUGGGAUUUUAUCAGAUUGCGAAGCUGACUAUGAUCCCUGUAUCGUGCUUAUUGGAAGUUGUGUUUGACAAGAUUCGAUAUUCGAGAGAUACAAAGCUUAGCAUCUUAAUCGUACUCCUUGGUGUUGCUGUCUGCACAGUUACUGAUGUGAGUGUUAAUGCCAAGGGCUUCAUUGCUGCUCUUAUUGCAGUUUGGAGUACAGCACUGCAACAGUAUUAUGUUCAUUUUCUUCAGAGAAAGUAUUCUCUUACGUCAUUCAAUCUACUGGGUCACACUGCACCAGCUCAGGCUGCAUCACUAUUGUUGUUAGGCCCAUUUCUUGACUAUUGGUUGACAAACAAGAGAAUUGACGCCUUUGACUUCCAUCUGCAGUCCUUGAUCUGGAAUAGAAGGGAGGGAUGGCGGCCGAAGGCGACCGCCGGCCGGCGUCGCACCGCCACCGAGGAAGGCAAUCGAUUCAGAAGAGAGAGGCGUUGUCGGGCUUCUUUUUUUCGCGAGAGGAAGAAAGGAGAGAACGGUUGUAUUCUAAUGUUGCCAUACACCUUACUUCACUAG
This is a messenger RNA of Striga hermonthica, 855 nucleotides long. NCBI's taxonomy places the organism in Eukaryota, Viridiplantae, Streptophyta, Magnoliopsida, Lamiales, Orobanchaceae. The record is from the annotation of a GenBank genome assembly.